Macadamia integrifolia is the source of this 1833-nucleotide messenger RNA. RefSeq names its product two-component response regulator-like APRR7. Gene Ontology annotation, cellular component: nucleus. The coding region runs from base 286 to 1527 and encodes 413 amino acids. The record is from RefSeq and is a predicted model, not a curated record. The transcript is spliced from 5 exons. Gene Ontology annotation, biological process: regulation of flower development. NCBI's taxonomy places the organism in Eukaryota, Viridiplantae, Streptophyta, Magnoliopsida, Proteales, Proteaceae. Gene Ontology annotation, molecular function: protein binding.
AACAAAAAAGAAAAAAAAUAAAAAAUAAAAAAACACCAUUCGUCUUCUUCUUCUUUGUUCUUUUGUUCUCCUCUCUCUCUCUUUGAUCCUUUCUUUGAUUCUCUGAUAGUGUUAUUCUUCUGUGCUUUUGGUUUGAGCCAGGGAUUUGGAGCUGUAGCUUAUAUAUAUUUAGAGUUUGAUAGGCACAUCCCUGUUCUUGAACUACUUGCUUAUAUAGGAAUUGAGAGCUUGGAGUUUUGCAAAUUCUUCCGAUAAACGUUGACGAAGAAGAAGACGACCACGACGAUGUUACAAGAUAUCAUCCAUCCACCAGAACAACAUCAACAACUUCCCAUCAAGGAUAUUGCGAGCCCAAUAAGCACUAAUCAACUAUUUGAACUUUGUGGUCAAGAAUUAUUCCCCGAGACACUACAAAAUUCUGAGGUCUCUUCCUGCUCAAACUGUUGCUAUGAAGAGAACUCUUACACUACUAAUCUCUCCUUCUCUUCCUUCUCUUCAUUCCCUUCUGAUAGAGGAAAGUCCAAUAACAAUAACAACAGUAACACCAACAGUAGUAGUACCUUAACCCCUACCAACACAAACAAUAAUCUCUCCAUCAUCUUUGACUGUAGUCAAGAUGAGAAUGAGAAUGAUAAUGAUAUCUCUGCCUCCAUAGAUUUUUCUCCACAAUCCACAUUUUCAAAUGUCCCUCCACAGCUGUUACCAACACAACAGGAUCAGUUAGAUCUCUCUUCACUGCAAUGUCAAAUUCCAAUAACAGAUGUUGGUAAUGGGUUCUCAUCUUACUGUACUCCUGACUCAGUUGUUCCUCUUAAGGGACCUCCAUUACCAUCUGUUUUUGUUGAAGAUGAUUGCUUAUCCCCAUUACCUUCUUAUGUACGUUUGGACCCAUCUUCUCCUUCAUGUUCUUUCCUUGAUCCAACAAAUUUUGGACCUUUCUUGCCUGGAAAUUUGAGCACAGCAAGAAUACCUACAGAUGCAUCUGGAGUUUUUGCAGGAAAUAUUCUUAUGGACACUGAUUUGCAGCCACAAGAAUUGGACUUUCAAGGUGAUAACUGUGGAGUUUAUGGCUCUGACCCAUUACAACAGGUUUACAGCUCUGGAGAUAUUCAGGCUCUUCAUAAUGAUAGCUCCCAACUGGUCAAUGGUGGUGGGACUUCUACUUUAUCAUCAGAAAUCUCCACUUUGGAGGAAUCCACCUACAAAGUUGGAAAACUCUCUGUCGAAGAAAGGAAGGAGAAGAUCCAUAGAUACAUGAAGAAGAGAAAUGAGAGGAACUUCAGUAAGAAAAUCAAGUAUGCAUGUCGCAAGACUCUUGCGGAUAGCCGUCCUCGUGUUAGAGGAAGAUUUGCAAAGAAUGAUGAUUUUGGAGAGGCUGCAAGACCCAGUUGCAGCAAUCAUGAAGAUGAAGAUGAUGAAGAAGUGGCAAUGAAAGAGGAGGAACUGGUUGACCAUUCUGAUAUUUUUGCUCAUAUCAGUGGAGUGAAUUCCUUCAAGUGCAACUUUCCAAUUCAAUCCUGGAUAUGAAGAAGAUUGAUCAUCAUCUUCACGGUGAGAUCGUGUGGGGUACAAUUUUGCAAGAUCCCCUCAUCUCAAUGGAGCUGAUGAUUGCUCCGUUCGAUUACAAUAAAAUGCGAUGGGUGGAUCAUUGUUAUUUCUAUAUAAUAAUAAUUCAGAUUUUAUAUAUUAAGGAAACACCAUUUUUAUUUUAUUUUGUAGAUAUUGUUCUCAUUUCCAUUAACUUUUUUGGUGAAAAAUUCCAUUCUCAUGAACAUUUAAGGGUAUAUGCCUGUGUAAAGCUAGGGUACAAAGCAAACCCUCCUAUUUUUUUUU